AUGUUCGAUUCAUUGGACAAAUUUGACUUGGAUUCCAUAGCUGAAUAUGUGCGACGGCUCCAGAACGAUGAUGGCAGUUUUGGUGGUGAUGUGUCGAAUGAAGUGGAUACGAGGUUUUCCUUCUGUGCCGUCGCCACCCUCUUCCUCAUUGAUAGACUACACGUAAUUGAUCUCGAUAAGGCUGUUCGGUAUGUCCUAAGCUGCUACAAUUUCGACGGUGGCUUUGGCACAAGACCAGGAUCAGAGAGUCAUGCUGGGCAGGUUUAUUGUUGUCUUGGAACUUUGUGCAUUGCUCGACGACUUGAGUCGAUUGAUAGAGAUAGAACUGCCGAGUGGCUCGCUCAACGACAGUGCGCCAGUGGUGGAUUGAAUGGACGCCCUGAAAAACUACCUGAUGUGUGCUACUCGUGGUGGGUUCUUGCCUCGUUGGCCAUGCUCGGUCGUUUGGAUUGGGUUGAUAAGGCUGCUAUGGUCAAAUUCAUUUACGCCUGCCAAGAUGAUGAGACGGGUGGCUUCGCAGAUCGACCAGGCGAUUGUCCGGAUCCAUUCCAUACGUUAUUUGGCAUCGCAGGCCUGUCACUACUGGGUGACGACAGGUUUGCGUCCUGUAGAUGCGGUACUCUGUAUGCCUAA
This is a messenger RNA of Ostertagia ostertagi, 633 nucleotides long. Lineage: Eukaryota; Metazoa; Nematoda; Chromadorea; Rhabditida; Trichostrongylidae. The record is from the annotation of a GenBank genome assembly.